Messenger RNA from Juglans regia (Persian walnut), 657 nucleotides. RefSeq lists its product as uncharacterized. The transcript has 2 exons. Gene Ontology annotation, molecular function: nucleic acid binding; RNA-DNA hybrid ribonuclease activity. The record is from RefSeq and is a predicted model, not a curated record. Lineage: Eukaryota; Viridiplantae; Streptophyta; Magnoliopsida; Fagales; Juglandaceae. The coding region runs from base 1 to 657 and encodes 218 amino acids.
AUGUACAUAAGGAACCAACUUAUUUUUGAAAAUCAGUUUGCCAGCCCUUCUAAUGUGCUCAAGUCAGCAGCUGCUGAUGUAGAGUUAUUCAAAGAGGCUAGACCAGCUCCAAGCAUGGGGGCUGAGUCUCUGGCCGAAAUGGCUCCAAUAGAUCCCAGAAGAACAUGGAGGGCUCCCCCUCCAGGAUGCUUGAAAGUAAAUCUAGAUGCUGGUUUUGACAAGACACGGCAGCAUAUGGGCAUUGGUAUAGUCAUUAGAGAUUCCUCAGGAGAUGCUCAAGUGACCCUUGCGGCUCCCAGGUCUUUUGUUCCCUCUGCAUACUUAGCUGAAUGCUAUGCCCUUUUUAGGGCUGUCUCUUUAUGCCAGGAACUGGGUUUUGAACUAGUUGAAUUUGAAAGUGAUGCAAAGAAUGUAGUGGAUGCAAUCAAUUCAAAUAGCUCAGAUAUGUCUUGGCCAGGUCAGAUCAUUGAAGACAUAAGGCUGAUAAUGGAGACACACCAAAACUGGAAACUUUCUUUUAUCCGUAGGGUUGGCAACCAAGCUGCCCAUGUUUUGGCAAAGCUUGGUUUAUCUCUAGAGAGUGAAUUAGUCUGGAUGGAGGAGGGACCAGAUGUGGUCCUUCCUAUCAUUGCUCUCGACAAGUUGUGUAUCUAUUAA